ACCGUCAAUUUCCAAUUCCAUCCACGCUUAUCUUCGUCAACAGCGUAAUUGAACUCAGUCCACCACUCCCACACUCCGCCGUUGCCUUCCCUAGAGAACUUCACCAUGGCGGACCACCAGCACACCGCCGCCGGUCGUCCGAUCAAAAUCAUCGCCGGAGCCGACGCGUUCGGCUGCACGCUCAAGGACGCGCUCGUUACCCACCUCCGCUCCCUCAACAUCGAAGUCGAUGACAUAGGAACUUCCAAAUACUACUCCGUCGGCGAGGAAAUCGGCCGCCGCGUCAGCCAGGCGGCGGCCAACGCCAACGCCAACGCCAACGCCAAAUCCUCCGCCGUCGAAGUCCGCGGCCUCGUCGCCUGCGGAACCGGCGUCGGCGUCUGCAUCUUCGCCAACAAAUUCCCCGGCGUCUACGCCGCCACGUGUCUCACCCCCAACGAAGCCCUAAACGCCAGAUCCAUCAACAAUUGCAACGUCCUCGGCGUCUCCGGCAUGUCUACUCCGCCGGAACUCGCUACCGAGAUCCUAACCGCCUUCCUCAACACGCCUUUCAAAUCUCCCUGCCCUGCCUCAGAAUCGAAGCCCUGGCCAGACGAAAUCGAGUCGUUCCUCGACGGAUCCGUCGCCGAAAUGUCUCAAAUCGGAGCCUCCACCACCACCGCUGCGGAAUCGGAACCGCCGUGCUUUAUAUGCUCCUUAGCGAAAUCGCGGCCGGAAAGCGAGUUCACUCCGGUGGAAAUCAUGCCUGGCGGAUCGAUGAAGAUUCUGAGGCAGACGCCGACCUCUGCCAUCGUUAGAUUCAAGCGCGGCAGCGUUGAGCCGGCGCACCACCACACGUUCGGGCACGAUCUGGUGGUGAUUCAGGGGAGCAAGUGCGUGUGGAAUUUGACGAAGAAGGAGAGGUAUCGAUUGGAAAUUGGGGAUUAUUUGUUCACUCCGGCAGGGGAUGUUCAUAGAGUGAAGUAUUAUGAGGAUACCGAGUUCUUCAUAAAAUGGGACGGGCAUUGGGACUUGUUCCUGGAUGAGGAUCUGGCGGCAGCCAAUUCCGCCAUUGAUGAAGAAGCUUGAGAAAUUAGGGAUUGCGAUGUGAAUAACCAAAUUGAGUAAGCAAGGAAGUGCUUCGUCCUCCUGCUCUGGUAUGUGUGUGUAUGUGUAUAUGUAUGCAUUGCGGUUGUAGAAUUGUAGUGUGGCAUGGCUAAAAUAAUAUUUUAUUCAAUAAGCAUAAAGUAUUGCUGGGAUUUGGGAACAUUUAGUGCUGUUAGCGAGCCUAGUCAAGUCGAAUUUUAAGAGCUUGUGUUCGUUUGUUAAGCUUAUGAAGAAGAUUUGUGUUUUUUUUGUUAACCUUUUGAGUUCAUAGUAUUCGAGCUCGGCUUGUUAAAAAUUGUAAUGUAUGAACUCGUGUUUGUGUUCGGCUCGACAGGGCUCGAUUAAGUUUGUUCAAGCUCGGUUUGUAAAAAAUUUUAAUGUGUGAGCUCGUGUUUGUGUUCGGCUCGAUAGGGCUCAAUUAAGUUUGUUCGAGCUCAUUUGUCUUAUUUUAUUUUUUUUAUUUAUUAAGACAUGCAAAGACUAUAAUUUAUAUAGCAGAGCUGUUAACGAGCUUUGUCGAGACAAACUUU
Andrographis paniculata is the source of this 1616-nucleotide messenger RNA. RefSeq names its product DNA damage-repair/toleration protein DRT102. The record is from RefSeq and is a predicted model, not a curated record. Gene Ontology annotation, biological process: carbohydrate metabolic process. NCBI's taxonomy places the organism in Eukaryota, Viridiplantae, Streptophyta, Magnoliopsida, Lamiales, Acanthaceae. The transcript has a single exon. The coding region runs from base 106 to 1068 and encodes 320 amino acids. Gene Ontology annotation, molecular function: isomerase activity.